CCGGCAAGAUGGCGGCGCCCAGGCGGUGAGAGGAGAGCGGCGCAGCAGCCGCGGCCAUGAGCGCCGCCCGCAGCUGCCGCCCGCCCCGGGCGCUCGCAGCAGGAUUAUUUGUGUGGCGUCUGAGGAGCACUGGUGCACGGCAGAUGCCGUGCCGGUUUGUGCACCUUUACCAUGUGGCCAGCAGCAAGUUGAUUACCUUUCAGUACUGCAACUUUCUCAAACGAAUGUAUGUAACACAGUGCAACAAAGACCUCAGUCAACGAGCCAAGCCCAAGUCCGAUUCAAUUGUGUCUCCUUUUCAUGAGCUUCAGCAGUUGGAUCAGGAAAAAAAGGUUGUACACAAAAUUAGCUCAGCUUCACCUGUUCCUCAGUCAUGGUCUGAGAUGUCAAGCAGAAAUGAGUUGAGAAAAAUCAAAUCAGCUGCAGAAACUGAAGACUCAGUCGUACCAGGGGGAGCUGAAUCCAAGGAAGACAGACAAUGGAAAGAAAUGAAGCUACGGCUGGAUGAUUUGCCAGGAAUUUUGGCACGCUUGUCCAAAAUCAAGCUUACAGCUCUGGUUGUCAGCACUGCGUCCACUGGCUUUGCCAUGGCCCCAGUCCCUUUUGAGCUCACCUGUUUCCUGCUCGCCUCCCUUGGAACUGGCCUGGCAUCCUGUGCUGCCAACUCCAUCAAUCAGUUCUUUGAGGUUCCGUUUGACUCAAAUAUGAACAGGACUAAAAACAGACCACUGGUGCGAGGACAGAUCAGCCCCCUGCUCGCUGUCUGCUUUGCUGCCUGCUGUGGAAUCCCGGGAGUUGCCCUGCUCACACUGGGAGUGAACCCUCUCACCGGGGCCCUGGGCGCCUUCAACAUCUUCCUCUACACGUGCUGUUACACGCCCCUGAAGAGAAUGAGCAUUGCCAACACGUGGGUGGGAGCUGUUGUCGGCGCCAUUCCCCCCAUCAUGGGCUGGACUGCAGCUACUGGGAGUCUGGAUGCUGAAUCCCAGAAUAGCUGGAAGGGACCUCUGGAGAUCAUCUCAUCCAAUGCCCUGCCAAGACAGGGCCACCCAGAGCAGGUGACCCAGAAAUGUGACCAGGUGGGAUUGGAAUGUCUCCAGAUAAGGAGACUCUACACCUUCCCUGGGAGUUCCAGUGCUCUGCCACCCUCAGUGGAAACUUUACCUGUUUGUGCUGAAGAUUUUCCAGCCUGGGUCAGCACUUUGGGCUACUUUCCAGUAUUUCAGAAAAGCACAGUUCAUCUGUUUCACAGAACAGAGUUGGCAAAACAAGCUGUUUUCCCACAAUGUGGAGAUGUUUUCCUACCGUUCCUAACCAGUUCUGGCACCCCCAGGUCUUGGAGCGAGAACUGACGAUUUGGCAGCGGGCUCAGGUUGGCACAUUAAACCAUUCUGGGAAGGUGCUGGGUGUUUUUCCCGGUGCCUGAAAGGCUGUGGCUCCCAAAUGCUUGUUUGAGCAUUGCUGACCCUUCCUAAGAGAUGCUUUGCACGUGGUGGGCAUGGAUUGUACUGGGGAGCUGGUGAGGAGCUGCUGCCAUGGUGCAUAUGCUUUGGGAGAGCACAAGGACUCAGAAAAAGGUGCUAGAAGGGAGGGUGCCUGAGAGUCACUAGUGGUGACUCUUACCACUAGUGCUGGAACAGCUCUAAAUUCAUGCCUGUAUUCUCAUUUUUGUAGGACACCUGACUCAGCCUUGCCCACUGAGUGAGGGGGGUACCCAAAGAGAGGUUUCCAUGUGUCUCCAAAGUGUGGGGAGACCUCAGGACUGGGGCUGUUUGGCGGUUGAGCUUCUUCCCCUGGUUUUGCUGUCCCAGAUGCAUCCCAUGGUCCUUUCUGCCCCUUGUUCCCCUUUUUAACACCUUCUAUUGUAAUUACAGAUUCUUAUUCAUACAUUUUUUUCAUGGAAUGUGUGCUGUAACACAUUGUCUGUGCCCCUCAAAACUAGUUGUAGUCAGAGACAGACUCUCUGUUCUUCAAGAGAAAUGCAGACUUUGAGGAAUUGUCCUGGGUGAUUGGAAACAGAGGGAUCUGAUCUCCCACACUGACCAAACUGUCCCUAACUGGGGUGACUACGAGAAAGGUGCACAGAGACCAGACCUUGCUGCCAGGGCAUCUCCCAGCAUGGCAGGACAGGCUCCAGCACUGAACUUCUUCAGGUGCAGGAUUGGCAUGGCACUCAAAGCUCAUUUGCAAAGUGUUUGGCCCAGAGAUCCAUCGUUUAGGUUUUUAACCAAGGAGAAAGAUCAAGAUUUUUGCUGCUGAGAAGGGCUGGGAGAUGUUUGGGAUUUUUUUUUUUUGUUGUUGUUGUUGUUAUGGAGAGGAGACGCUGUAUCAAAAUUGAAACAGAGAUGCAAAUAAAGUAAUUAAGGCAUUUCCGCAGUGCUUCCAGGGAAGCUGCUGGACAGCAUCCAGACUGGGGAAAGGAACAGCCUUUUAGUUUAUCAGCUGAAUUCCAAGGUUUGGAUGGAUAUUCCUGCUGCAAAGUUGCCAAGGCCAUCCCUGCACUGAACCAGACCCAGCAGCACUGAAGGGAAAUUCAGGCAUGCCAGGGGUAAGCAGGAUGGCUGGGGCCACACAGUCACCGACCAACAGAGAGGAAUAUUAUUUAGGUCUCCUCUCCCUGGCCUGAUUGCUCUGGCCUGGUCGUUGCAUUGCACUUGGCUUUCAGCGGGGGCAAGGACUGGCAGGAGCUGUCAAUAUGUUGGGAGUGAGGCUGAUUAACCCUCCUCACUUCAAAAAUGAGGAUUGGGAAGAGGGUAGUGAAAGCAUCUGCAGGGCGAUGUUCUCAUGCCAUCCCUUCCCUCCGCUGCUCAGAGCUCGGCCCCCACCCUGUGGGACCCCAUGGCCCUUGGCCGGGCCAGGCCGUGCCUGCAGGGCUGCCGAACGCUUCUGUUUGGGGUGGGAGGGAGCGUGUCCCCCCUUGUCACUGCUGCUGCUCCCCGGCAGUCACCCGGCAGUGCCGGGGCAGCAUCGCUGCCAUCGCUCCGUGCGUGUCUGGGAGGUGAGGAGCCGCAGGAACCAGCGCGGCUGAACGAGGCACCUGCAGAGCUGAGCCGUGGAGCCGUGACAAUGCCAGAGCCGCCGUCGGGCUGCGGAGCUCAGAGCUCUGGGCACGGUCCAGAGCCGCCCGCCGCUCGUGUGCCUUUCUCCCAGCGGGGAGGACAGACGGACAGAGGGACAGACGGACAGAGGGACAGGGAUUGCUCCGCGCGGCUGCCGGGAUGUGCGGCCGAGUUCGCUGGCGCGCUGGCGGGCACUCCACUCCCUCUGUUGACUUCUCCCGAAGUUGCAUCCCUUCAUUCAGCAGUGUCCCUGGCUCUGCAAUAAAUAGCACCUUCGGUGAUGUCUGUAGCCCUCACUAAACCACAGACCAGACUGAUUAUUGCUGCUUUUUUAGCCUUUGCAGAGCUGUUUUUAUUUAUAACUGCACCCCGCUGGUCUGUUCAUAAUGAUUUUCCCGGCUGCAUCCCAUGCGGUCCACUGCUGCAAAGCCACAUUUUCAUAGUAGCUGUUGUUGGUUUUAAUCACUUGUUAUUUGGAUGAUAUAUUAAUGGCAGUAUCUCUGUGAAGCUUUAGAGUGUUUUCUUUUCCAAAACAUUUACAAUAAAAGCUAAG
This is a messenger RNA of Zonotrichia albicollis (white-throated sparrow), 3612 nucleotides long. It is a transcript of the gene COX10, whose product is annotated as cytochrome c oxidase assembly factor heme A:farnesyltransferase COX10. The record is from RefSeq and is a predicted model, not a curated record. Lineage: Eukaryota; Metazoa; Chordata; Aves; Passeriformes; Passerellidae. Gene Ontology annotation, cellular component: mitochondrial membrane; mitochondrion. Gene Ontology annotation, molecular function: protoheme IX farnesyltransferase activity. Gene Ontology annotation, biological process: heme A biosynthetic process.